UAAAUGUCUGCCAUAGCGUCCAAGAAGGUUAUCAAGUACGUUGACAAUGUUUAUGUGACGGUAGUUUCGGUUGAAUUUUGCAGUUUUAGCAUUUUGAAAACCACGGAGUGUUUCAGUGUCUAAAAAAACACCUAGGAACAAGAGCAUAACGACGUCGCUUGUGCCGAGGCAGAGAUAAGGUGCCCUAGUAGGCACUUAGCAACAGAAUUUUAUUUUGGCGUAGUGGGCGGACAUUGAAAACCUUUAGAGGCUUGAGCUCAGCACUGACUGACUCCAUCUCUUGGCUUUGUGUUCGGAUCGAAGAUCUGUCGUCAGGGUUUUUGAUUUGCGAAGUGUUAUUAUGAUCAGUUGGCAGGAGGAAGAUUAUUACAUGCCAGACGAGGUGUACAAGACUUUGAUAUUGCGAAAAGCGAUAAGAGCGAGUAUAAUAAGGCUCCCGAGUUGGCCGAGACUUCUACUAAGACUAUGGUAAAUGUCUACGUCUCAUUUUGAGAAGCUUAAGUAUAUUUGAAACGUGCAAUUGAACUAAUAACGUUAAGCAGAAAUCCAAGUUUGGUCUAGGAUAUCACUGGGAAAGAUAGGUCUUGGAACAUUGCAUCAGUUGUACCAAAUUAAUGCCCCGAGAGUAGUAUCAUUUGGAAUCUUGAAACAUCGGUCGGGAAGUCAACGAGAACGAGGCAAUUGUUCUGAAGUCAGGAGGGUGAAGUCAGCCACAGCCAGCAAAAUGAAGCUUCUUCCAGAGUCGUCCGGGUUUGAGGCGAUCAACAACGCCCUCAAUUUCGAAACUGUGGAUGGUUCGAUCAACGGAAGGUUGGAAAGUUAUUCCUGCAAAAUGGUGGGACAGGAAAAGGCUCUCUACAAGCGAUUUCAUAGUUUCUCUGGAGUAAAUGACCUUCAGGCACUUUCUCCCCCUCAGUCCGUGUUUGGAGCAUCACAUUUCUAUACUAAAUUUGCCCAACCAGAGUGCCUCCUUGGCCUCUGCUGUCAGUUUCAAGCUCUAUUCUCAGGGGUUCGCAAGCAGUGGGGGAGAAGACAGUCCCCACUAGAAGACAAGAUAAAUCGAAAGACGCUAUUUUACCUGAUUUCCACCUUGAACGCAGCUUUCCAUCCUGAUUAUGAUUUCAGCAAUGCAUCAUCCCAAGAAUUUUAGGAACCAUCACUUGAGUGGGUGAUGAGAGCUGUAGAAAGACAAAUGAUGGCUGUUGCUCGCUCUGAGUUUUCGCCUGUUGCUUCAUCCCUUUGGGCAGCUUUAGAUGAUGCCAUCUGCCUGCGUGAUACAGAAAUCUACAGUUAUAAUCCUGAUCAAACUUCAGACCCAUACUCAGAAGAUGGAUGCUUGUGGUCUUUCAACUACUUCUUUUACAACCCUCGCCUUAAGCGAAUUGUAUUCUUUACUUGCCGUUCAGUUUCACAAUACUGUGGCUCACCGUAUGACUCAGGACUUAUUGGAAACUCUUGUAUGGACAUGGAAGAAUAUUAAAUGGAAAUAAUUUCUCAUGGUAACUUCAGGUCAUCUCUUCAUAGUUUACUUUAUCACUAUGCUACACUCUAAUGAGGCUUUUUGAACUAAUUUAAUCAACCGAUGAAGAGAAAGGAAGUUCACUUCUCAGGUUUUACCUCACUAUGAAGUAUUAAAAGGUUCAUCCCUGUCAGCAUUUCAGUACUAUAUCAUUUGCAAAUAGGCAAAGAUUUUGCGUGAAUGAUUUUAGAAAAAUUAUUUAAACUCUAAAAUAAAUGUCAAUAUUAGGUAUUGGAAAAAGUGGCAUGAUUUAGUUCAGAGUCGAGAUAAUUUUACAUUGAGUAAUGAUAUAAGCAUUUGGCAAAGGAAUUUUAGGUUUUUAAGAAAUGCAGGUAUUUUUGUUAAUUUCCUUUUGUAUGAAUGUAAUUGAAAAGACAAACUGUUAAUGAGGGUUGGUUUAAGCAACAUUGAUAAAGGAACUAGAAUACUUUAAUGUGUACAUAUUUUCAAGUGUCUUGAAGAAAUGUUUAAAAGAGGAAAUCGAACUUUUCAAGAUAAUAAAAUGAAAGUACAUAUUAAUUAUAUUUGAGCUCAGUGAAGACUAUAUCUGGGAUUGUAGUCAAAAUAUUUAUUUCCAUCACUGCAAAGAAACUAGCUUGAGAGGCUUUUUUAGGAAGCAUGCUUAGUAUCCUACACUGCAAACUAGUUUUUAGAGUCUCAUGACGGACUGUAAAGCAAAUGUGGUGUACGAGUAAUCAAGAGUAACUGAUUGUUCCCUCGUGAAAUAUGUGUGAAAACCUGCUACUGUGACCUACAGCAUUUGCACGUUGAGGUUGAUUGAUUAUAAUACUGAGCGUUGUUUACUAUUAAAAUAUUUGCAGAACUUUUUUCUCAUCUUUUGCCUAAAAAGUAUGGAUGUUAAUUGUAUUAUUUUAGUUUUGAUUGCUGUUAAUUUUAUGUUAUAUGUCAAAUUUUGAACAUUUUAUCUACACUGAUGUGUAAUGAAACACUAGUUCUUGUUAUUAUUUGUACAGCAUAUCAGAGACUGCAUUGUAUGUAUUGGUAGCUAUAGUUGGUUAUUUGAUUAAUUUAGCAUGGAUUUUGGCUGGAUAAUACACCUUGGUAUGUCAGUACGUAGUUGGUGUUUUUCCAGCUGAAUGUCUUUUUUUGUUUUUUUGUUUUUUCCUCUACAUGCAAGAGAUGCAAGUGAGCUAGUCACAAAAAAAUAAAGUACAAAAAAAAAGUUAGUUCUAUAUAACAUUGCUCCUUCAUCCUUUCAUAAUAUACCUAGUGUUUAUUGUUUAAUAUAUUUUACUCUGGUUUAUUACUGCUCCAAGAGGUCCAUUUUAUUUAUAUAAACAGUAAUGUUAAGUUUGAUAGCAAAUAACUUUUUAUACUGUACCUGUAUUUUAAAGGGCAGAAAGUGAGUGCAAGAUAUUCAGCAGAUUAGUUUGUGUAUGCUCCUAACCUUAAGAUAAGUACUGUAUUAUGUAGCUAAGAAAAUAUAAUGUAGCUGCAAAGAAAAAAUUAAGUUACAGUGAGGGAAAAUAGUACCCCAUUAUUUAGAAGAAGACAGCAGGAAGAAACAAAAGAAAAAACAAAAUGAUUAUGGAAAAAAUUAAAUGAUAACCAUGUACACAGUACUCUAAAGCCUAUACGUAUCCUGAAGGAUUGGAGAAUUAUAAAUUAUACUUUAAGUAAUAUUUUAUAUGGAAUGUGCAUUAUAUAUUUGGGUUUUAAGGGAAAUGCAUGUGAUAACAUUUAACUAACAUAUUUUUAGACUUUCAAGAUACUGUGAAAAUUGUAAGGGGAUAUCAGCAUAUGCAGUGUAAACUACAGAGGCUAUUGCGAUGCUUUUGGUAAAAGUGAUAUUUGUCUUGGCUCUCUCUUGUGUUGUUUUUGAUGUAGCUGGUACAGUGACUUCUGCUUAUGUGAACUACCAAUUAGUACCUUAUCCAAACCACACACUAUCAAAAUAGCCUACACACUGACAUGUCUGUCACUUUCUUCUCAUUACUCUAUUAUUGCACUAGUACUUUACUUGCUCUUGGAGUAACUAUUUGUUUGGAUAAAAUAUGCCAUUCCUUCAACUCAGCAGUUGAAAACAUAGCACUUUUUGUGAUCUAAUGCAAUACUGUAUUUUGCAAGUGCAUUGGAUAUUUGUACACAUCUGUGUAUCAAAGAGUUUAUAUGCUUGCACUCAAAGUGAUAGAAACGCAAAGCAAACCAUUUGCUCCUUGUUAUGCAUGGGGCCCUAGAAAGGAAAAUGGAAAUUUUGUUGUGCCAAGAAGGUUUUUUUGCUUGCCCAAUGUACUUAAGUUUUACAUUGUUUUGUUUUGCACUUAUUAUUGUGGUGUGUUUGCUGAAAAAGUUCUAACCAAAGCCAACAGCUUUAAUCCUAGACGAUUUUCAAAGGGUGACAGCUGGAAUGAUGGGCUAAGAAAGUGAUUUUUUGUUCCAGUAUAAAAAAAAAAAAACAUUCAAAAGGCUGUCAAUUGGAAGUUUUUUCUUGGAAGUACAGCAGUUAUACUGCAGAUUAUUUUUUAAUGUACUAAAUAUUAGCAACUAACACUAGAAAAGCUUCAUCUACUAAUUUUUAGGAUUAUAUAUUUUACUGCAUGGCAGUACUGUAAUUUCUAUAUAGUGUUCAAGGAUCUGAUCUCAUAUACAGUAUAUGGAAGCUUGAAAUUUAAGAAAAAUCAGCCAUAAGUAAUCACGGAACUGUUUAUAUAUGCUGACUAAUUUUCAUCUUAAAAGCACAGACAUUUCGGUUCCAUUUUUAUAGCAAUGUCUUCUGGUUCUAAGAAAGAAGAUGGUAGUGUUGUACUUCAGGAAAAUCAUUGUUAUCUUUCAUUGCAAUCUAAUGAGAACACAUGUACAAGAAUAUUAGGCUAGCCAGCAGGAUGACCCAUUCAAUGUAAAUCCAUCCUGACUUACACCCUGUAGCAUUUAGUUAAUGUAAUUUUAGGAGAUUCCUGCCCAUAAUUAGGAAAGUUAUAUAUUAUUUUUUUGUUUUCAUUUUAGAAAAAAAAUACCUGUCCUUAGCACAAACAGGAUUGGUGAAAACAUAUAUUUUUAUGCAAUACUGUAAGAUCUUGAUUUGUCCAAUAAACCUGAAAAAUCAAUGGAA
This is a messenger RNA of Macrobrachium nipponense, 4589 nucleotides long. It is a transcript of the gene Maf1, whose product is annotated as repressor of RNA polymerase III transcription MAF1 homolog. Gene Ontology annotation, molecular function: RNA polymerase III core binding. Gene Ontology annotation, biological process: negative regulation of transcription by RNA polymerase III. The record is from RefSeq and is a predicted model, not a curated record. Gene Ontology annotation, cellular component: nucleus. NCBI's taxonomy places the organism in Eukaryota, Metazoa, Arthropoda, Malacostraca, Decapoda, Palaemonidae.